This is a messenger RNA of Zygosaccharomyces rouxii, 561 nucleotides long. RefSeq names its product mitochondrial 54S ribosomal protein bL32m (gene MRPL32). Gene Ontology annotation, cellular component: mitochondrial large ribosomal subunit. Gene Ontology annotation, molecular function: structural constituent of ribosome. The transcript has a single exon. NCBI's taxonomy places the organism in Eukaryota, Fungi, Ascomycota, Saccharomycetes, Saccharomycetales, Saccharomycetaceae. Gene Ontology annotation, biological process: translation. The coding region runs from base 1 to 561 and encodes 186 amino acids. The record is from RefSeq and is a predicted model, not a curated record.
AUGUCGAGUAUUGGAUUUUCUAUGAGCAGGUUUUACUUAUCUGCGACGACACUUUUACCCUGGGUUAAACCCCUGGGAGGCCCUAUGAUUGGUGAACUUCCCAAGCAAUUGCCUGAAAGUUUAAGAAAAUGGAUAGAUCAGAGAACUAAAAAGAACGAAGAAGGAUCAAUUGUUGAGGAAGAUUUUUUUUCCAAUAACGGUAGACUUUUAGCGGUUCCCAAGAAGAAGGUUACACAUCAAAAAAAGAGACAAAGAUUGUAUGCACCAGGUAAAAAACAGUUAAAAUUUAUCCACGAAUUGAAUAAAUGUCCUUCUUGUGGUCAUUACAAGAGAGCCAAUUGUCUGUGUAUGCAUUGUGUCCAACAUGUUCGUCACAUUUGGAAGACUCAGACGGUGAAGGAGAGACAAGAACCUUCACAAGAACAGGAACUAUCAGAUUUGGAUAAGAGAAUUUUGUAUCCUGGUAAGAAGGAAACUGAGUACAACAAGAAACUCAAGGAUAAAGACAGUUAUUUGGAAAGACGCAUGAGAACACUUCCCGUGGAGGAAAAAGACAAGUAA